AUGGAAGAGGAGUCUGAAAGUCAAUCAACAUCUCGAUCAAAUCGGGAUUUGGUGCAAAGUUCGGAAAGAGAUACUUGGGGAAGAAGGAUUUCAGCACCAAAAGAUCGAUGGUUUUUGGUGGGUUUUUAAAAAGAGACGCUGAUUUCAGGAAAAUCUAACUAUUUUUGAGAAUAGCUUUUUGAAAAAAAUUCAAAUUUUCCGCUCAACUCUCGAAGAUUGUGAGCAUAAAUAUUUGUAAAAAUAUUCUGUAGCAGAAAAAAAUUAAUGUGUCAGACUCACUUGUCAAAUUUUAAACCCUUCUCUCCCAGGUCUACAUAAUUUUCACACUACACGGUAUGGGAAUGUUAAUGUCAUGGAAUAUGUUUAUCACAAUUGCUCCACAGGUACAUUAAUCUAGUCUACAGUAACUGAUCUAAUACAUAGAUUACAGUACUACCACGAUUAUUGGUUCAAUGGAACGAGUUAUCAAAAUAGUUUUAUGUCAAUAAUUGGUGUCACUUCACAAAUUCCAAAUGUUGGAAUUAUGAUUUUGAACACAAUUGUGGUUAUGGUGUAAGUUUUGGGGGAUGAGGAAAACUGAAAUGAAUGAGAAUUAGUUUUUGAAAAAUCCAAAUCGAAACAAUCAUUCUUCCCAGAAAUGUUUAUGAAAAUAAAGCCAGACAUGAACAUUCCCAAAAUGUGUCAAUUCUCGCACCUUCUCCCCCUUUUCAUAUCAUUUUGCGUAUCCCGUAAUUCGUCGGUCACAUGUUCUUCCUUACCUAUAUAAUCAUGUUGUAUUUCUAAUAUUUUGUUCUUCCGAGAACAUAUACUAAAAUUGGAACAAUACAGAGAAGAUUAGCAUGGCCCCUGCGCAAGGAUGACACGCAAAUUCGUGAAGCGUUCCAAAUUUUUUGAUAAAUUUCAUCUGACUCUUUAAGACAACUAAAUUAAAUUUUGGAAAUUCUUCUAAGAACACUAUCGAUUAGUGUUUGGAAAUUUUAAAUUUAUGAGAUUUUUGAAACGUAUUUUUUAGAGGAAUUUUCUUAGAAUUUGAAUUUGAAAAAAAACAUUUCCAAAUUUUUAUCCAAAUAUGAAUGAAAAAAACGCCUGAAAAGCUCUUUUCGGUAUACUGUACUUCGGUAAAAUUAAAUACUAACUAUUUAUAAAUCUAAAUUUUUCAGCGGUUUCAUGAUGCUCCGAGUAGUUGUUCCUCUAAUUAUAAACUGUUUCCUAAUUGCUGCUCUCGUUCUUCUUGCAAUUUUCGCAUCUCCCGACAAUGGAGAUGUCACUUGGUUUUAUGUCGUAACUCUAAUUAUUAUCAUGGCUAUGAAUUUGGCAAAUGGUAUUUAUCAAAACUCGGUUUAUGGAAUUGUCGCUGAUUUCCCAGAUAAUUACAUCAAUUCAUUAAUUAUUGGAAAUAAUUUAUGUGGAGUUUUCACAUCGGUUAUGAGUAUUCUAACAACUUUGAGUGAGUUUUUCUAAAUUAACUUAGAACUUUGAAUUUAAAUUUACAAUUAAAAACUUUACAGUAUCUCCAAAUGAUAUAAAACUCAAUGCUCUGUUAUAUUUCAGUAUUUCAUUGGCUUUUAUGAUCAUUUGUUUGGCAUCACUUUGGUUUUUAGUUAGAUCUGUAAGGAAUCAUUUCUCCUAAUUGUAAAUAAAUUCUGAAUGUUUCAGCCAUUCUACAAAUAUCAUAUUGAGAAAGGAAUUGAGGCGAGAUAUGAGGAAGCUGUUGAUAAUCCAUCUUUGGCACAAUAUUGGGAAUGUUUGACUUAUGUGAGUUUGAAACAAUGGGAUGUUGACUAUGACGUGGUAAUUAGGGCUGACUGAAAUUCGAAUUUCGAAACCGACAGGGGUAUGGGAAUUAAUAUACCCACUAUAAUUUUCUCGGAAUCGGAAUAAUUCGGAAAAGUGAAAUUUCAACAUUUUUCAUAUUUAAAAUUCCGAAAAAAAAUUCAGGGAAAUCUAAAAAUUCUCACUUGCGUUUAGGAAAACAAUUUUUCGAAAUGAGUUUUUCUCAAAAUUCAAAUUCCCAAGAAAAUCAAGAUUUUCAACUGAAAUCUCGAAUUCCCUCCAAACCUCACAACUUUCUCCAAUUUUUCUAGUGCUGGGUUCAACUUUUCAACAAUUUCUACGUUUAUUUUGUUUCUCUCAUCAUUUUCCCAGCAAUGAUGACUGAUACUCCAUAUUUCGUCAAACAUCCAGGAGAUAAAUCAAUAUUUGGAGACGAGUUAUAUUAUGCAAUUAAUACUUUUUUGAAUUUCAAUUUAUUUGCCUGGAUUGGAUCAAGUGCCGCAAAUUAUGUGCAAAUUGUGAGUUUUAUCAUGUUUAUUUUUUAUUUCAAAAAUCACUUGUUUUUGAAAUGUCUCAACCUUGAAAUUUUCCAAAAUUCAUUCAACAAGAAUCCAUAAAGAAAAUACGUUUAUAGAUUUUUUGAAAAUUCUUGAAAAAUUGUAAAAAUCCGUUCAACAUUUGGUUUUUAGAAUCCAAAAAUGAUCAUCUUUGAGUGAGAUUCGAAAAAUCCAGAAUUUGAUUUCAGCCAUCAGCCAAAUAUCUGUGGAUCGCCGUAAUUGCUCGAACAAUCUUCAUACCAUUCUACAUGUUUUGUAAUUAUCGACCAAGUACCCGAAAAUGGCCAGUUUUCUUCGAAAACGAAUGGUGGUUUACAAUUGGUUGUACAAUAAUGGCAUUUACUUGUGGUUAUAUGAGCAGUUUGGCAUUGAUUUAUACACCAAGUCGGGUUCCACAACGAUAUCAAAAAUUGAGUGGAAUGUUGGCUUCGAUCUUUUUAAUGUUGGGAAUUCUGGUGGGAGUUGCAUCAACGCCAAUUAUUGCAUAUAUUGUUGACAGUUGGUGA
Messenger RNA from Caenorhabditis angaria, 2836 nucleotides. The record is from the annotation of a GenBank genome assembly. NCBI's taxonomy places the organism in Eukaryota, Metazoa, Nematoda, Chromadorea, Rhabditida, Rhabditidae.